AUUGUAAUCAAAAAUGUGAUUGUAUUAUGCAUAAAGCGUUUGCAUUUUGGAUGCGUUCACGAAUCACUUGUAAGGAAUGUAAAAAAGUGAAGAAUAUUGAUGAGCAUAUGGUCGAAUGGCAAUUACAUUUAAAACAACGUAAUUUGGAUAAAAGGAAAAGGAAUGGAUUAUCUAAAUUAAAAGCAUCUCAAUCAUCUUCAUCACAGGAUUCAAAUGGUGUUAUUAUUGCUCGUGAUGACGAUGAUGAUAAAAAUGAACUAUAUCAAUGUUUGAACAAAAAUUUAUCUGAAGAAUUAUUAUUUGGAUAUCAAUGUGAAUUUUGUACUGAAAGGAAAAUCAAAAAUGGAAUACCUCCAGAAGAUGCAGCCAAACCUACAGAGAAUAAUUGUACCAGAACAAUUACUGCAAAAAAAUUACCGCCUGUACUAGCCUUUGUUGUAGAUCGAUUUCAUCGAGAUAAUAAAAAAACUGUCAAGAAUGAAGCAGAAUUGACAUUCUAUGAAGAGAUUGAUAUGAGUGGUUACACUAGUAUCGCGCAGGAUAUUUUGAUAAAUGGAGGAUCAUUAGAUGAUGUUGAGCCAUUUAAAUAUCAUUUGUUAUCGGUUGUUAAUCACGAAGGUAACUUGAACACUGGUCAUUAUACUGUAUAUUGUAAAAACCGUGGUCAGUGGUUUUUAUUUGAUGAUCAUACUGUAAGGUUAGCUAGUUCCUCUGAAGUUUUGGCGUCUAAACGUAAAGC
Entrophospora sp. SA101 is the source of this 739-nucleotide messenger RNA. NCBI's taxonomy places the organism in Eukaryota, Fungi, Glomeromycota, Glomeromycetes, Entrophosporales, Entrophosporaceae. The record is from the annotation of a GenBank genome assembly.